Molecule: messenger RNA, 498 nt
Organism: Penicillium waksmanii
Lineage: Eukaryota; Fungi; Ascomycota; Eurotiomycetes; Eurotiales; Aspergillaceae
Exons: 2
Coding region: 1-498 (165 amino acids)
Source: RefSeq, a predicted model, not a curated record
AUGUCGUUUCUUAUGCCCAGGAUACCCAAAAUGGCUAUGGUCGUCUUGGGCCUUUCUGUCGUUGCAUCUGUUUACGCCCAACCCAUUCGCGAAGCAGAGAGUACUCGCGUUCUAGGGCCGCGAGACCCGAGAAUAAUUCCUGACACUGAGAACUAUCUGGUCAAUAUCCUCGACAGCCUUGGUUUCGGCAAUCCUAAGACCGACACCUCUACUCAGGCCACCUCCACACCUACCCCUACCCCUACCAUGACAGCCGAACAAGACCAACCGGUGAACAGCGUGGCCACGCCAUCUUCCACAGGACAAGGGGCUACAUUUACCACUGUGAUCCACAACGGAAACGACAGGCCGACUGAGAAUGUUCAAAUUGGAUCUGGCUGGGAUGGCAGGAAGGAAUUGCGAGCCUCGGAUCUACCUGUGAUCUUUGAUGCUCUCUAUGAUUAUAUGGAGAGUCGGUUCCGCAAUAUGGUCGACAGUUCUGAUGAGCUGGGAUUGUAA